AUGUCCUCCGACGGGCUCACCCCCGAGCAACUUGCGGCCUUCCACCGCGACGGCUACCUCAUCAUCCCUGACGCCCUCCCCCCAACCACUGUAACCGCCCUUCUAGACGAGACUCAUCGUCUGCUCGACUCCCUCGACCUAUCCACACACCCGCUCACCCGCUUCCGCACGGGAGGUGAAACGGGCGAGGACCACGUCGGCGACGAUUACUUCCUCACCUCAGGUGACAAAAUCCGCUUCUUCUUCGAGGAAGAUGCCUUCGACUCCGAAGGAAACCUCGUGCGUCCUAAGCAUCGCGCCAUCAACAAAAUCGGACACUAUCUACACGGUCUGUCAGCUCCGUUCAAGGCGCUGCUUGCACGGGGUCCAGAAGACGAGGGAUGGGACCUAGCGAAGGAUAUGAAAGCCCGCCCAGCAACCGUCGCCCGCCAGUUGGGGUACGUUGACCCGCGCUGCUUGCAGAGCAUGAUCAUCUGCAAGCAGCCCGAGAUUGGCGGGGCUGUGCCGGCGCACCAAGACUCGACAUUCUUGUAUACCGAUCCACCGAGCGCCGUGGGCUUCUGGUACGCGCUGGAGGACGCGACGCUGGAGAAUGGGUGUCUGAGUUUCUUGCCGGGAUCGCAUCGCUGGGCGCCGGUGGAGAAGAGGCUGGUGCGAAAUGGGGAUGGGAGCGAUGGGAAGGGGACCAAGAUGGUGGUGAAUGAGGGGUCGAGGUUUCCGAGGGGAGAGGGGUACGGGGAGGAGUUGAGGGGGCAGGCAAGGGAGGGGGAGUAUGUGCCGGGUGAGGUGAAGGCUGGGUCGUUGGUGCUGAUUCAUGGGAAUUUGCUUCAUAAGAGCGAGAGGAAUACGAGUCAGAAGGGGAGGAUUAUUUACACAUUUCAUGUUAUUGAGGGUGCGGAGGGAUGGCGUUAUGAUGAGAAGAACUGGCUACAACCUCCAACUGAGGGCUUUACAAAACUGUAUGCCUAA
This is a messenger RNA of Thermochaetoides thermophila DSM 1495, 969 nucleotides long. RefSeq lists its product as uncharacterized. NCBI's taxonomy places the organism in Eukaryota, Fungi, Ascomycota, Sordariomycetes, Sordariales, Chaetomiaceae. The transcript has a single exon. The record is from RefSeq and is a predicted model, not a curated record. The coding region runs from base 1 to 969 and encodes 322 amino acids.